CUCGUGUCACCCGGGGGUCCGUCAGCUGUGAUCGAUCCAUCAUUCCAGCGUGUUGGUCAUUUAACAGUUAACAUUGGCAGUGUGAAUAAAACAAAAUUCGCGCUUUCGGAUACGCUUUAUCCGCUUGAUGGUUUGGUGGAAAUGAAAGUUCGUUGCUACGCUGAAAACUGUGGCACAGUUGGCUACAGAGGAUUUCUAAGCCUAUAUCAGCCUGUUGAAAAAAUUGCUUCAUGGACACGCUUCUGGUGUGUGCUUUGGGAUGGACAGCUACGAUUCUGGCGUUAUCCAGAAGAUGAAAGCACAAAGCUUUAA
Gongylonema pulchrum is the source of this 312-nucleotide messenger RNA. The record is from the annotation of a GenBank genome assembly. Lineage: Eukaryota; Metazoa; Nematoda; Chromadorea; Rhabditida; Gongylonematidae.